Messenger RNA from Manihot esculenta (cassava), 1194 nucleotides. Its product is annotated as NAC domain-containing protein 69. The record is from RefSeq and is a predicted model, not a curated record. Lineage: Eukaryota; Viridiplantae; Streptophyta; Magnoliopsida; Malpighiales; Euphorbiaceae. The coding region runs from base 230 to 952 and encodes 240 amino acids. The transcript has 4 exons. Gene Ontology annotation, biological process: regulation of DNA-templated transcription. Gene Ontology annotation, molecular function: DNA binding.
CCAAGUCAUACACCAUUGCUUCUCUUUGAUGCAGAGACGUAGCAGGUUUCUCUAUAUAAGUCCAUGCCUGGUUCUCUUCCCUAUAACACUCACUUGUCUUCACUUCACUUCACUUCACUUGCUGUGUCAUCUCUUGCUUGCAAUUUCCAGUCUCUUCUCUUCAUUCCCAUUUUAGGAAGUGGAAUGAAAUAUUUUGCCAGUGCACAAAUUCGUAUAGCAGCUUGAAAAGAUGGCAAACCCAAUACCAGAUGCUGGAGCAUUGAUUCGACCAAAAGACAAAGAAUUGGUGAAUCUUCUGGCAGAAAUAAUACUAACUGACUACGAGGACCCAAGGAUCCCUGUAAUAAAUAUCAACGCACACGAGCCUUGGGAGUUACCCAGUAAGUCUAUCUGUCUAAUGCAUUUUUUCUUGAUUUCCACUAUUUUAAUGAUUUACUAUGCUUGUGCAGGGCUCUCAGGAGUGGUAAACUCAAAUGAUCGAGAAUGGUAUUUCCUUCGUCCUAGCCAAAAACGAAACAGGAGGACAACAGCCGCCGGAUACUGGAAAACAAGCGGCUAUGGGUCCCGGAUUAAGGAAAGAGGGGAAGAGAUUGGUACAAAAACUAUCUUGGUUUACCAUACUGGUCGUACUCCUACUGGAGUCCGGACCAGGUGGGUCAUACACGAAUAUAAUGCAACCUGUUUACCAGACGUCCUGCGCAGUUUUAUUCUCUGCAAAGUUAUGGAUAAGUCAGAUGGUGGAGGUAAUUCGCCAAACUAUAUUGAAGGUGAAACUGGUUCUGAUUCGAACCUGAUGACAGAUAAUUCAGCUUAUCAAGCUACCGUUAAUGGAACUCCACAACAGGAAGUCGAGCUACCGCAGUUUCCGGACUCCUUGGACGACUUGAAUGAGCUGAUUUCCCAGUCAGACUGGCUUGUGUUUUAUGAUAUAUUUGGCGAUAACGCCUACUAAGAGAAGAACAAAAGAAGUGUCGUGUAAGAAUUAGUUUACGCGCAUGUAUAAUAAGAGAGAGAUCAUCUAUGAUGUUUCAUCUCUGUAUCGAGUGAGUAUUUUAAUUCUAUUUUCUAGCUGUUUGUAAUCUUCCUCACUGUAAAAGAAUGCGUGAGGACAUAAUAGUUUGUUCUACAGGUUUGCUUUGUUUUCCUUUUUCUGCAGAUCAUGAAUAAAAGUACUUUUGAUGUGUGUGAACGUCU